This is a messenger RNA of Paramacrobiotus metropolitanus, 2093 nucleotides long. RefSeq lists its product as uncharacterized. The coding region runs from base 172 to 1884 and encodes 570 amino acids. NCBI's taxonomy places the organism in Eukaryota, Metazoa, Tardigrada, Eutardigrada, Parachela, Macrobiotidae. The transcript has 4 exons. The record is from RefSeq and is a predicted model, not a curated record.
UGUAGCUGUUGAAUGUGCUAGACAAACUAAGUACUGGUUUUAAUUCUGGCCGUGGAUUAGGAAGUUUGGGGCCUAAAGUUACGAUUCCCAAAGUGAAUGUACUAAAGUACUUGACGACAGAACGUUGAUUGUUCGGUAGGAAAAUACGCGUAAAGUUCGAAGCUGUCCAUAAUGGCCCCAGGAACCCACCUAUGGAACAGUGUAGACGUGAUGGGCGACGACGGUCUUUUGCAUUGUGGACGUGUGGUAGACGUGACGGAUGAAGGCUUAUUCAUCGACUUUCUCUGCUCAAAUCGCCGACGUGAAUUCACCCCUUUUGACCGGGCUUUCCUUCAUGAUGGUCGGCUGUACCUGAACCGAAACGAUUUGGCCCAGACACAUGCCACGUUUGGGCGCACUGUAGAAGUCCUGCUGCGUGACAGUGCAUCUGGCGCCUGGACGUGGUUCCCCGGCGAACUUGUCGAUCGGCCUCGCGACAAAACACACACCGACUACCGUGUGGUCCUUCUCCACCGCGGCACACCGCAGGAGUAUAUGGAUGUGGUUCCCGUUCCGCGUAUUCGUCGGAAGGUGUCCGCUGAGGGACGAAAGAAGGUCGGGAGCAAAUAUCGCAAAACAACCGUGGAUUUGACCAAGAAGAUCGUGGACAGAUGGACGUUUGUUAAACGGCGGUCGGAAGAUCUUUCCGCAGCAUGGAUUACAACGCAGCGGAAUACAGUGAUGCAUUUCCGUCCCCAGAACUCUGCCCGUGCGGUGUGCGUGGGCGUUGAGGACGGCUGUGCGGUCUACAUUCAACGUCGAUCCGACGCUGGAGAUGAAUCCGACGAUAUUCAUGCGCGAAAAGAACUGAACAGUCUUAGGAAAUUUCACACCGCGCUGUUGCGCUCCCUUAAGCCAGAGCCGUUAGUCCCCAUUUCCAUUUCAGCCAUAGAUGAACGCGCUCUGUUGCUGCCGGAGUUGUGGACGGACGUUUUCUCGAAUCUGGACACUGUAACGCAAACCCGACUGCGUCCCGUGUGCGCCAUGUGGGAAGUCAUCCUGAGUUCUGUGGAUCUGAGGCCCAACGUUGUUUUCGACACAGCGGCAUUGAGUAAGGCGGAUAUGGAUGGGUGUCCAACAUCAGCGUAUUUUAUGGCCUCAGUUCUGUUCAAGUGUCUCUCGGCAUCCACUAAGCACGUUGCCGUGGUUGACCGACGACGUCAGACCAGCAGAAUUCAGAAUUUGCAGAUUAUGGAAGUGUUUGAUCUUCUGAGCUACUUGACUGCACAGCUCCAUCCCGGCAUCCAGUUAAAAUGCGUCCAUUUGUUCGGAUUGAAGCACUGUUUGCAGAGUUGUGCGUGUUACGCUCAUCCGAAUUCCGAAUGCGGACUUCAUCAGCCCAGUAACAUUUCCAGCAGUUUCGUCAAUAAAGCUUCUGCCAACAUUAUCCUGGCUUGUCGGAAUCUUCCAUGUGAUAAUAUUCAGCUGAUUAAAUGCACCAUCACACUGGAAUGCCAUGUUUUCCCUGCGUUGUACGGGCCGUGUGUUCCACUAAGCUGGAGGUGUCUUCGCAGCUAUCGACAACGCUUUACUGGCGAUCUCGGCGGCGCUCUGUGGAGCGCGUUGGAAGCAGGCUUGACAGUGCCCAGUGGCACGGAAUUAGCCCGCUUGGCCAACUGGUUAGAUCCCCUUCGAGCACACGUCCAGUCAACGGGUCGAGAUAAAGAGUAUUCAGCCAUCGUUGGCAAGGUAUUGUGUGCGAUGCAGACGGCGGAUCCACGUCCAUCGCUGCAUUACCGCGGGCAGAAGUGGUGUGUGGAUGGUCUACAGGGUCUGGAGCUGGAGAAACUGUCACGGGUGGCGCUGCGUUCCUUGAUUAAGCUGAUGAACGGUCUGCCCAGCUGAAACAGGGUUUUACUUUGUUCUGAUCGGACGACGGCAUACUGGGCAGCCAUAUGGUGUUUUAGUGGAUAACUCUGUCGGUAGUCCAUCCAAGAUACAUUUGAUCUGUCGCUUUUGUAUCGUACUAAUAGUUUGGUUAAUUAGUUAUACUUCGCCCAGAGUCUGUUAAUUCCAGGAAGAAAAGGAAUUGUGCGUCAAACUUUUGUUAAGAA